This is a messenger RNA of Scedosporium apiospermum, 1308 nucleotides long. RefSeq lists its product as uncharacterized. Bases 1 to 1308 code for a protein of 435 amino acids. Gene Ontology annotation, molecular function: tRNA-guanosine(34) queuine transglycosylase activity. The transcript has 2 exons. Lineage: Eukaryota; Fungi; Ascomycota; Sordariomycetes; Microascales; Microascaceae. The record is from RefSeq and is a predicted model, not a curated record.
AUGGGGUUUCAGGUGUUGAAGUCAGUGGCCGGAAGCGGCGCAGGCGUGAGGUUAGGAAGACUAUGUCUUCCAAACCGACUCCCUGUUAACACGCCCGGUUUCAUCGGGCUCACGUCCCGAGGCACGCUUCCACAUCUUACACCAGAUACGAUAAAGAAGCACACAUCGUUCGAGGCCGCGUACAUGGCUCUUGAGGACUUCAUCGAGAAGAAGGACCCGCCCAUCUAUCUUGCCCCUUCCGCAGGGCGUCGUCCCCUUCAGGCAUUCACAGCUUUCCCCAAAGACCACAUACUCAUCAUGGGCGCCAGAAGGAUACCCCCGGUCACAACCCCUCUAGGAAAUGGAAACAAGCACGUGGCUGUGUUCACGUCCACCGGUUUCCGCAACAUCCCCAUUGAGGAGUACAGCAAGAGGAUCGCUACGCUGAGGCCAGAUAUCGCGAUCCCUCUCGUGGACCUGCCUCACACGAGCUCUAAUCCUAAUUCUAGGAAACUCAUCAAGAUGGUGGAUAGGACAGAGGACUGGGUGGACACCUUCCUCAAGAACCGGAAGGACGACCCGGCGAGCGCUGAGGGCGUGGCAGUCUUCGCGCCUAUCCCGCCGGUGGAGCGCCCCAUCCAAUGGCAAUACCUCGAGCACCUAUCCGAGGAAGUAGCCGAUUCGCUAUCAGGGCUGGCCAUCUACGAUGCCGACAUCAUCCCCGACUUAUCACAUUACAAGUCCCUGGAGACGCUCCCACGGCUCGUUCUCCAACCUCCGCCCACACCUCAUCAUGUCCUCCGCCAAAUCGCUCUCGGCGCAGACAUGUGCCUCAUUCCAUUCAUCAACGAUAUGUCAGACAACGGCAUCGCUCUAACAUUCACCUUCACCCCUCCCACCCAAAACGCAGAAAAACCAGCAGAACACCUCCCGCUAGGCGUAAACAUGUGGCCCAUCGAAAACAACACGUCCCUCGAGUCCCCCAUGCCCGGUUGCAAGUGCUACACCUGCACGAAGCACAACCGCGCCUUCAUCCGACAUCUCCUCAACGCCAACGAGAUGCUGAGCUGGACGCUGCUGCAGAUCCACAACCACCACGUCAUGAGCGAGUUCUUCGCCGCCAUUCGGGCGAAGCUCGCCGAGGGAGAAGCUGCGUUUGAGGAGGCUCGCAAGGCCUUCGCGGCGGCGUAUGAGCCUGAGUUGCCGACGCCGACGGGCCAGAGGCCUAGGGCUAGGGGGUAUCACUUUAAGGGUGAGCCUGGGGAGAAGAUUAAUGAUCCGGCAUGGACGAACUUGAAUAAGGAGGAGGGAGAGAAGACUGCGGUUUAG